AACGAUGAUGUAGCAGACCAUUCGAAUGAUAUUAGUAAAGUUGGUGAUCUGAUUAUUGAAGAGACUGAUGAAUGGAUACCACCAACUGAUGAGCAAGGACCACUCCCUCCCUCUCUCUCUCCCUCUGCCCCCAUCACCUCUCAUUAUAAGGAAGAUAUUGGGAUUGAAGAAUGUGAUGAUGAAAAAGAUUUAUCAAUUACUGAUAAUGGGGUUAAUGAAUACCAGUCUGAACCUCAGUCUUCGUCAAGAAGGAAUGAGUCUCAGUCUUCCAGGAACAGGUCUCAGUCUAAAAGGAAUGGGUCUGAGUCUAAGAAGAAUGGAUCUGUGUCUAAGAAAAAGGGGUCUGCAUUUAAGAGGAAUGGGUCUGAGACUACCAGGAAUGGGUCUGAAUUUAACAGGAAUGAGUCUCAGCCUAAAAGGAGUUAUGAGUAUCGGAAAACUGCUAAUCUUUCUUCAGUUUCAAGUGAAUUGACGUACGUUAGUCGACAUAUCAGAAGAGAAGGAGGAGGAGGAGGGAGGGAACUUUAAGGAUUCUCCUCAAGCAAUGGAGAGGGACAGGAGUGAGAAUAUCAAUAAUGAAGUACAUGUACUGGAUGAAAUGGAAAGAGGAGAAGGGGAGGAAGAGGAGGAGGAGGAGGAGAAUAGAGUUGAAGGUGUUCCUGAGAUGCCAUUACUGAGAGUGAAAUCAACUACAAGUCUUUAUGUACCAGAUUAUGAGUAUCAGAAUAAGAGGAAGAGAGCCACUCCUUCAUAUGCUGCUCAUUGCAUUAACAGUUCAACUGCUCUUGGACCACCUUGUCCUCUGUAUGGGGUCACACAACCAACUGAAGCUGAAAGUAAGAUUUACAUGUACAU
Molecule: messenger RNA, 855 nt
Organism: Amphimedon queenslandica
Lineage: Eukaryota; Metazoa; Porifera; Demospongiae; Haplosclerida; Niphatidae
Exons: 2
Source: RefSeq, a predicted model, not a curated record